Messenger RNA from Rhodamnia argentea, 1208 nucleotides. RefSeq names its product chalcone--flavanone isomerase. NCBI's taxonomy places the organism in Eukaryota, Viridiplantae, Streptophyta, Magnoliopsida, Myrtales, Myrtaceae. The record is from RefSeq and is a predicted model, not a curated record. Gene Ontology annotation, biological process: flavonoid biosynthetic process. Gene Ontology annotation, molecular function: chalcone isomerase activity. The coding region runs from base 108 to 833 and encodes 241 amino acids. The transcript has 4 exons.
AGCUCACUACUUCCCACACCACGUCCGCUCGCUCUCGCUCAAAAUUCGCGUCCUCUCGCUCCUCCGUCGACAGUGCAAGACCUCACCGAAUCAGUAGCUAGCAAACGAUGACACCACCUCCUUCCGCCGCCGUCAGCGAGGUCCAGGUCGAGUCCGUGAAGUUCCCGCCGUCCGUCAAGCCGCCUGGCUCCUCCAAGACCUUCUUCCUCGGCGGCGCAGGAGAGAGAGGUCUGGAGAUCCAGGGGAAGUUCAUCAAGUUCACGGCGAUCGGCGUCUACUUGGAGGACGCGGCGCUGCCGUCGCUCGCCGCCAAGUGGAGCGGCAAGAGCGCGGAGGAGCUGGCCGACUCCGUCGAGUUCUUCAGAGACAUCGUCACAGGUCCGUUCGAGAAGUUCUCUCGUGUGACCAUGAUAUUGCCGUUGACGGGAGCUCAGUAUGCGGAGAAGGUCACCGAGAACUGCGUCAAGUACUGGCAAUCCGUCGGAUCUUACACCGACGCCGAGGCUGCUGCGGUUGAGAAAUUCCGUGAGGCUUUCAAGGACAAAUCCUUCCCACCCGGAGCCUCGAUCCUAUUCACGCAAUUGCCAAACGGGUCACUGACGAUUGCCUUCUCCGAAGACGGAUCCAUUCCUGAAGCCUCGAACACAGUGAUAGAGAACAAGCCGCUCUCGGAGGCGGUAUUGGAGUCCAUGAUUGGCAAGCACGGGGUAUCUCCUCAAGCUAAAACGAGCCUAGCCUCGAGGAUUCAUGAACUCCUGAGGGACUGCGAGAAGAAGGCGGAUGAAGUCGACAAGAAUGUGGCCCCGACGGCAGCCGAAGUCAGCGUGGCAUAGAAUGGCGGAGCAGAAGAGGGCGGAAACAAGCUGGGUGUGGCGGACGCGGAAGAGGAAUCAAGUGGCAGAACAGUGGCACCUGCAGUUGUAUGAGGGUGGGAGAUGCAGCAGUUGUUUCAAUAAGGGAAAAUGACAUUAGUAACCUAUAUAAUGUGAAAUUUCAGUAACACAUAUAAUGUGAAAUCUCAUUUUUGGAUCUUCAGUUCGUUCAAUGUGGUGUAAAAUUUCGUUCUUGAGUGGGCACUUGAACCAUUCCUAAAUAUUCGAUAUUGCGUUUUUGUUUGAUCAGAAGUCACAAGUCCUCAAACUUUUUGUUGAACAUGCAAUCUAGUCCUGAAUUGUUGCGAAGCGUGCAACUUAAUCCCUAAAUUUUCG